This is a messenger RNA of Trichogramma pretiosum, 1775 nucleotides long. RefSeq lists its product as uncharacterized. The record is from RefSeq and is a predicted model, not a curated record. Bases 157 to 1734 code for a protein of 525 amino acids. NCBI's taxonomy places the organism in Eukaryota, Metazoa, Arthropoda, Insecta, Hymenoptera, Trichogrammatidae. Gene Ontology annotation, molecular function: DNA binding. Gene Ontology annotation, cellular component: nucleus. The transcript is spliced from 3 exons.
AUGGAACAGAUGUGUCGAUGUGCUCGUUUGAGUUUGUUUUUAUAAUAUAAACGGUCUUAUACAUCUACUGUCAAAGUUUAUUUGAUUAAUAAAACUAAUUUUCAUAAAAGUAACAACAUUUAUUCGGUAAAUUCAUAUAGGUUUUACUUAUACAGAAUGGGUUAUACUAAAAAGAGUAAAAAAAAUCAAAAGAAAGAUGUAAAGAAAAAAGUCGUGAAGAAAAAUACGGCCACCAAUUCAACGAAGAAGAAAGUAACCAAAAAAACUGGCAGCAAGGCUGCUGCAGUAAAGAAAAACCUGAAGGUACCUAGAAAAUUAUACAGUUCAACAGCUCUAGAAAAAGCUGUAAAAGCCGUAAAUGAACAAAAUAAGUUAUCGUUGAGGGAGGUUGCUCAGGCAUAUGGGAUUCCUGUAACAACUCUAUUCAGAAAAAAAAGCAAUCCUGAUGCUUUGCAUACAAAGCCUGGACCAGAUAUUGUUUUGUCUAAUGAAACAGAAAAGAAUAUUGCUGACUGGGUCGUGUAUAGAAACCAAACAGGUUUCUCUGUCAACAGGGACCAGUUGUUAGAUGCAGUUGCUUCAUGCGUCAAAAUUAUGAAGUUGAAAACUCCUUUUAUAAAUGACCGACCCGGAAGACAUUGGUUUGAGAAAUUUCUUAAGCGUUAUUCAGAUUUAUCAAUUAAAAGAACGCCGCGAUCGGACAGAAAAAACAAGGCUAAAGUAACCAAAGACGAUGUAGAGGGGUGGUUUUGUGCAAUACAAAAGUACUUGAACUCGAAAAAAUUGGUAAACAUCAGUGCGGAUAGAGUGUUUAAUUGUAAAGAAGCCAGUGUAUCCGUGGAUCCUAAAAUAGAAAAUGUCGUAACCACGAAAAGAGAUUGCACUGAGGGUAACGUCGGCGAUGCUGACGAAACACGCUUCAAUAUUUUAUGCAUGUAUAGCGGAAUGGGUAUUCGUGCUCCACCGAUGAUAAUGUAUAACAAGGAAGUGUCAGAAAGUGUAGUAAAAAAUUUACCUGAAAGGUGGGGCACCGGACUGUCAGAAAAUGGAUGGAUGACAGCUGAGUCUUUUUAUAAGUACAUAUGCGACAUUUUUUAUCCGUGGUUGGUGAAGGAAAAAGUCCAAUUUCCAGUAAUUAUCUAUGCUGACAACCACCUCUCAUACUUCAGUAUUCCUCUGGUGUCUUUUUGUCGGGAAAAAAAUAUUGAAAUUCUUGGUUUAAUCCCUAGCAGUACACAUAUUAUCCAACCUCUGGAUAUAUCAUUUUUCGAAAGUUUCGAAGAGAGUUGGAAAAAUAUAGUGCUCCAGAGGAAAAAAGUAAAUAAAGUGUCGGAAUUAAAAGAAGUACAUUAUGGAAGAGUCGUUAAUUAUGCAUUAGAGAAUAUGCCCAAUGAAAUAGAAAGUGUGGUAAACGGUUUUGAAGCAUCUGGUUUGGCUCCGUUUAAUCCACUUGCAGUAAAUUAUAUUUUCGCAAAACGAGUCAAAACUUCACAACAGACACCUCAAAAUCAAAUUCAAAAUGUCCACGAAGAAGAGAGUGUAGUUAACAAUGAACAAACAAACAGUGAAAUGCUACGUCAUUUGGAAGCUAGUUUGGCUCCAGAUGUAUUAGAAAAGUUUGAGUUUUCAAAAGAUAUUGGUUUAUGGGCAGGUGAUAUAGAAUUCAAAGCUAUGUUCGAAUACUGGCUACGACUGAAAAGCCCUUCCACUAGUCAAUUUUACUCGCAGCAUUAAUUCAUUUACUUAUUACUUGAUACGUUACUUACUUUUUUUUU